UAUUUCUUUUGUUUUGCACAAAAGCCCUUUUAUUUCCACUAGCUUUUCAUUAUUCCCACUCGAUUUAGGGUUCUCUAAACUCAAGAUCUUCCUUCCCUCUGUGUCGAUUUCUCCUGCUCUCCGACGAACGAUCUCGCAAUGGACAACGAAGAAGUGCUCGACUUCGACGUAGACGACGACGGCAUCGACAUCGAGCCCAACGACGCGAUCGACAUGCUCGACGACACCACCAACUCCUCCGACGCCGCCACCUACUUCCCCGACGGCGACCUCGAGCCAUACGAAGGCCUCGAGUUCGAAUCCGAGGAAUCCGCCAAAGCCUUCUACAACUCCUACGCCCGCCGCAUCGGCUUCAGCACCCGCGUCAGCUCCUCCCGCCGCUCCCGCCGCGACGGCGCCAUCAUCCAGCGACAAUUCGUCUGCGCCAAAGAAGGCUUCAGGAACAUGAACGAGAAACGCACCAAGGACAGAGAGAUCAAACGUCCCAGAACCAUCACACGUGUCGGUUGCAAAGCCUCCUUAUCCGUUAAGAUGCACGACUCCUCCGGUAAAUGGGCCGUAUCUGGGUUCGUUAAAGAGCACAAUCACGAGCUGGUUCCUCCAGAUCAGGUCCACUGCUUGAGGUCCCACAGGCAGAUCUCGGGCCCCGCCAAGACUUUGAUUGACACGUUGCAGGCCGCUGGGAUGGGGCCCAGGAGGAUAAUGUCCGCUCUGAUUAAAGAGUACGGUGGGAUUAGCAGAGUUGGGUUUACCGAGGUGGAUUGUAGGAAUUACAUGAGGAACAAUAGGCAGAAGAGUAUACAGGGAGAGAUUCAGCUUCUUCUUGAUUACUUGAGGCAGAUGAAUGCUGAUAAUCCCUCCUUCUUUUACUCCGUCGAGGAUGAUCAUCAUCAUCAUCAUGAGUCUGUUGGUAAUGUGUUUUGGGCUGAUCCCAAAGCUAUAACUGAUUUUACUUACUUUGGUGAUACGGUGACGUUUGAUACGACUUACAGGUCUAAUAGGUAUCGUUUGCCUUUUGCUCCUUUCACUGGUGUGAACCAUCAUGGGCAGCCGAUUCUGUUUGGAUGCGCGUUUAUUGUUAAUGAGAAUGAGGCUUCUUUCGUGUGGCUUUUCAAGACUUGGUUAUCAGCGAUGUCGGGACGCUCUCCUGUUUCGAUUACUACUGAUCACGACGCGGUUAUACGUGCUGCUGUGAUGCAGGUUUUUCCUGAGGCUCGUCACAGGUUCUGCAAGUGGCAUAUUUUUAAGAAAUGUCAGGAGAAGUUGUCUCAUGUGUUUCUCAGGCAUCCUUCGUUUGAGUCUGAUUUACACAAGAGUGUGAAUCUGACCGACUCGGUUGAGGAUUUUGAGUCGUGUUGGUUUUCGCUUCUUGAUAAGUAUGAGCUGAGGGAUCAUGACUGGCUACAAGCGUUGUACUCUGAUCGACGCCAGUGGGUUCCU
This is a messenger RNA of Brassica napus (rape), 1440 nucleotides long. Its product is annotated as protein FAR1-RELATED SEQUENCE 5-like. NCBI's taxonomy places the organism in Eukaryota, Viridiplantae, Streptophyta, Magnoliopsida, Brassicales, Brassicaceae. The record is from RefSeq and is a predicted model, not a curated record. Gene Ontology annotation, biological process: regulation of DNA-templated transcription. The transcript has 2 exons. The annotation marks the transcript as partial.